Messenger RNA from Mirounga angustirostris (Northern elephant seal), 1159 nucleotides. Its product is annotated as small ribosomal subunit protein eS4, X isoform-like. The record is from RefSeq and is a predicted model, not a curated record. Gene Ontology annotation, biological process: translation. Gene Ontology annotation, molecular function: RNA binding; structural constituent of ribosome. The transcript has 2 exons. Lineage: Eukaryota; Metazoa; Chordata; Mammalia; Carnivora; Phocidae. Gene Ontology annotation, cellular component: cytosolic small ribosomal subunit; ribosome.
CUCUAUUUUGGCAAAAUUGGCUUGCAAAGCCUGAAAUAUUUACUAUGUGGUCCUUUAUAGAAAAGGUUUGCUAACUCUUGAUUUAAAUCCAUUUUAAAAUUUACGUAUUAACUAGUCAGUUGUCCACUAGAGAGCAAGAUUCUCAAGGGCAGAAAUGCUAUUUUGAUCAUUAUUACAACCCUGGUGGUUAACACAGUGACUGACAUGUAGCCGUUACUCAGUUGAUAUUUGUUGCAAAGAUUUACAAUGAUGUAACUUAUAGACAACUUUCAGAAACAUACCUAUUACAUGAUAUCUGUUUUGGGAAGACUUACCAACCAGGCAAGAGGUGCAUACUUUUGCUCCCUAGCUUUCCUCUUCCCUUAUACAUAUUAUGGAACAUUUACACUUAGAUUAUAGUAAAACUUUUUAACUGGUUUUUAAAAUUUGGAAUAUAUUGAGUUUUCUGUAAUUGGAGAUUUUGUUUUUAAAAUUAUGUACUCUUCUCAGACGCUGUGUACUGGUUAUCUAUUGCUGUAUGCAAACUACCAUAAACCUGGUAAUUUCAAAUAAGCAUUAUAGCUCAUGACCAGAAGGGGGUGGUCCUCUUUUUGUGCUUAGCGCAGCCAUGGUUCAUGGUCCCAAGAAGCAUCUGAAGUGGGAAAGUGAUUCAGUUCCAAAGCAGUGGAUGCUGGAUAAAUUGACCUGUGUGUUUGCCCCUCACCCAUCUACUGGUCCCCAUAAGCUGAGAUAGUGACUCCAUCUCAUCAUUUUCCUAAGGAACAGGCUUAAGUAUGCCCUAACAGGGGAUGAAGUAAAGAUCUGUUUGCAGUGUUUUAUUAAGAUUGAUGGCAAGGUCAGAACUGAUAUAACCUACCCUGCUGGUUUUAUGGAUGUCAUCAGCACUGACAAGAUUGGGGAGAAUUUCCAUCUGAUCUAUGACACCAAGGGUCACUUUGCUGUUCAUCGGAUUACACCUGAGAAGGCCAAGUGUAAGUUGUGGAAAGUGAGAAAGAUCUUUGUGGAGACAAAAGGAAUCCCUCAUCUGGUGAUCCAUGAUGCUUGCACCAUCCGCUGUCCUGAUCCCCUCAUCCAGAGAAGCAAGAAGAAGAUGGAUGACAUAGAUGAAAGAGAAGCAGCAUAGGAAGAGAACUUCUAGCCUUGACCACGAGUUGUGUGA